This is a messenger RNA of Erythranthe guttata (spotted monkey flower), 2038 nucleotides long. RefSeq names its product lysine--tRNA ligase. Gene Ontology annotation, molecular function: lysine-tRNA ligase activity; ATP binding; tRNA binding. The record is from RefSeq and is a predicted model, not a curated record. Gene Ontology annotation, biological process: lysyl-tRNA aminoacylation. Lineage: Eukaryota; Viridiplantae; Streptophyta; Magnoliopsida; Lamiales; Phrymaceae. Gene Ontology annotation, cellular component: cytosol; cytoplasm.
UUCAAGUCAUUAGGGUUUAUCACUGCCUUUCCAGUUCUCAGAGAAAUUAGAAGUUGGGCAUUUGCAUUUUCAUUUUCCUCUUUCCCAAUCCUCAGCUUUCUGCAAACAUGGCUUCUGCUAAGCCAAGAGCACAGGCGAAGAAAUCUGCCGCUGCGGAGGAUGAAGGCAUGGAUCCAACGCAAUAUUACGAGAACAGGUUGCGAUUUCUUUCAGCUCAGAAGGAAUCCGGCAGUAAUCCGUAUCCCCACAAGUUCGAAGCCAACUUGACGAUUCCCGAAUAUGUGAAGAAAUAUGAAAGUCUAAACAGUGGGGAUCACCUUGAAGACGUGGAAGAAAGAAUUGCCGGCCGACUUAUGAACAAGAGAUCGUCGUCAUCAAAACUGUUUUUCUACGAUUUGCACGGCGGUGGGGCUAAGGUUCAAGUUAUGACCGAUGCGAGGAAAUCGGAUAUGGAGGAAGAAGAGUUUACUAGAUUCCAUUCUUCAGUGAAGCGAGGAGAUAUUGUUGGGAUCAUUGGAUUCCCAGGUAAAAGUAAAAGGGGAGAGCUUAGUAUUUUUCCAAAGACAUUUAUAGUGCUUUCCCACUGUCUCCACAUGAUGCCACGGCAGAAAAUUGGUCCAGGAUCCGAAAAUGUUAAGGUAAGUGAUGUUUGGGUUCCAGGAAGUGGGAGAAAUCCGGAUGCUUACAUAUUGAAGGAUCAGGAAACACGAUAUAGGCAGCGUUAUUUGGACUUGAUGCUGAAUAUGGAGGUUCGAGAAAUAUUCAAGACCAGGGCAAAAGUUAUUUCCUAUAUCAGGCGAUUUCUUGAUGAAAAAGAUUUUUUGGAGGUCGAAACACCCAUGAUGAACAUGAUUGCUGGGGGUGCAGCUGCUCGGCCAUUUGUGACACAUCACAAUGACCUAAAUAUGAGACUGUUCAUGCGAAUUGCUCCAGAAUUAUAUCUCAAGGAACUAGUUGUUGGUGGUUUAGACCGUGUGUAUGAAAUCGGGAAGCAAUUUAGGAAUGAGGGAAUCGACCUUACACACAAUCCUGAGUUCACAACUUGCGAGUUCUACAUGGCUUUUGCCGAUUACAACGAUUUGAUGAAACUAACUGAAGAUAUGAUUAGCGGUAUGGUGAAGGAACUCACAGGUGGCUAUAAGAUUAAGUAUCAUGCGAAUGGAUUGGACAAUGAACCUAUUGAGAUUGACUUCACUCCUCCUUUCAGGCGGAUUGAUAUGAUUGAAGGGUUGGAGCAGAUUGCUAAUCUAAGCAUACCAAAGGACCUCUCCAGUGAGGAAGCUAACAAGUAUCUGGUGGAUGCGUGUGCAAAGUUUGAGAUCAAGUGCCCGCCUCCUCAAACAACUACCCGAUUAUUAGACAAACUUGUUGGGCAUUUUCUUGAGGAGACAUGUGUGAACCCUGCCUUCAUUAUCAAUCAUCCGGAGAUUAUGAGUCCACUGGCAAAGUGGCAUAGGUCGAAACCUGGCCUAACUGAAAGAUUCGAGCUGUUCAUCAACAAACACGAACUUUGCAAUGCGUACACGGAAUUGAAUGAUCCUGUUGUUCAACGCCAGCGUUUUGCUGACCAACUCAAGGACCGGCAAUCGGGCGAUGACGAAGCAAUGGCCCUUGAUGAAACAUUCUGUACGGCUCUUGAAUAUGGUCUGCCUCCAACUGGUGGUUGGGGAUUGGGUAUUGACCGAUUCGCAAUGUUGUUGACCGAUUCGCAGAACAUCAAGGAAGUUUUGCUUUUCCCAGCAAUGAAGCCACAAGAUGAACCUGCAAGCAAAGAUAGCAACAAGAAGCCUCUGGAUCAACCUCCCUCCCAAGAGCUUGAAAAGGUUGUGUUGUCAUGAGAAAUCAGAACAACCCCACCAGACAAUAGAGAGAGAAAAUCAUUUUCUGAUUAUUGAGUUUGAAAAUACUGUGUUUGAAAAAUUCUUAAUUCAGUCAUCCAUUUUUGGGGCAACUUCAUUUGCUGCAUUGCAUGAUGAUUCUGACAGUUGUUGUCUUUGCUUAUAUGUUUAAAUAUUUAAUUUUUUUUUCCUGUAUUCAA